GGGAGAGGAGGACAAGAAAGUACGAGUAGUAGUAGGAUUCUGUCCAAGAGGAAAAUUCAAGAGUUGGUGGAAAGUAUCGAUCCUAGUGAAAGAUUAGAAGCAGAGGUAGAAGAUCUUUUGUUGGAAUUGGCGGAUGAGUUUAUUGAUUCGGUCACAAGGUUUUCGUGUCAACUUGCUAAACAUAGAAAAUCAGAUCGACUUGAAACUAAAGAUAUUCAAUUACAUUUAGAACGGUCUUGGAAUAUAAGGAUUCCUGGAUUUGCUAAUGAUGAGAUUCGACAAAGUCAAAGUAGAAGGGUGAAUGCUUUACCUGCUUAUCAAGCAAGAGUUGCAGCUGUUAGAGAAGCUGCAAAGAAACGUAGACCUACUACUUGA
This is a messenger RNA of Melampsora larici-populina 98AG31, 375 nucleotides long. RefSeq lists its product as uncharacterized. The transcript is spliced from 3 exons. The annotation marks the transcript as partial. Gene Ontology annotation, cellular component: transcription factor TFIID complex; SAGA complex; SLIK (SAGA-like) complex. The record is from RefSeq and is a predicted model, not a curated record. NCBI's taxonomy places the organism in Eukaryota, Fungi, Basidiomycota, Pucciniomycetes, Pucciniales, Melampsoraceae. Gene Ontology annotation, biological process: DNA-templated transcription initiation; RNA polymerase II preinitiation complex assembly. Gene Ontology annotation, molecular function: DNA binding; TBP-class protein binding; protein heterodimerization activity.